Frankliniella occidentalis (western flower thrips) is the source of this 1603-nucleotide messenger RNA. It is a transcript of the gene UQCR-C2, whose product is annotated as cytochrome b-c1 complex subunit 2, mitochondrial. Gene Ontology annotation, molecular function: metal ion binding. The transcript has 9 exons. Gene Ontology annotation, cellular component: mitochondrion. The record is from RefSeq and is a predicted model, not a curated record. Bases 118 to 1443 code for a protein of 441 amino acids. Lineage: Eukaryota; Metazoa; Arthropoda; Insecta; Thysanoptera; Thripidae.
AAGUAAACAAUAGUUGAUUUGUGAAAUAUACGACGUUUGUCGUUUGUCAGAAAUAGUAGUCGCCAUCUUCGCUCGGCGACCUUUCUCGCAGAAGGAGGAGAAGGUGCAGAAGUUAUCAUGUCCUCAAACAUGGCCAAAUUACCGCUUAUGCGUCACAUUGUCAAGCGUGGCCUGGGGUCUGCCGCCGCCAGGGCCCUGGAAAGUGAUUUGCCUAUUGAAACAAGUGUUUUGGCCAACAAGAUCCAGGUUGUGAGUGUUGAAUCUUCUUCACCGAUUGUUCGAGUGGCCGUGCAGAUUAAAGCUGGCUCACGUUACGAAACUGCAGACAACAUUGGUGUUGCUCAUGUCCUGCGGUCAGCCUGUGGCUUAACAACUAAAAGCACUUCUACCUUUGCCGUCACUCGUUUAAUCCAGGAAAGAGGUGCCAAUUUGUGGGCUGUGAAUGAUCGUGACUCAAUAUCCUAUAUUUUGGAGUGUUAUGUUCAAGCCCUGGAGCCCUGCCUGAAAGUUCUGCACAGCGUGACGACUGAACAGCUUUUCCAUCCAUGGGAGCUUGCAGAAAAUAUUCCUAGGCUGAAGUAUGAAUUGGCUCUGGUUCCUCCUCAGGCUCGAGUUAUUGAUAUGCUUCAUGGUGCUGCUUAUCGCACUGGUCUUGGUAACUCUCUCUUCAUUCCCAAAUAUCUUGUUGGAAGUCAAGGGACAGAAACGCUGCAUCACUAUGUGCAAAAUACCUUCCUGGGAAACCGCACAGUUGUUUCUGCCACCGGUAUAAGCAACAAUGCUGCUAAGAUCUUUGCAGAAAGGUUAAACUUUGCAGAGGGAAGCGGCCUGGGAACCUCCUCUCAAUACUACGGAGGAGAGCUUCGUAAGCGAUGCAAGGGUCUUGCACAUGUUGCUAUUGCUGCAGAUGGUGCAGGAAUUAACCAGAAAGAGGCCCUUGCUUUUGGCAUUCUUCAACAUGCUCUUGGAACUGGUGCCAAGGUUAAGUAUGGUUCUGGUGCGGGAUCACUGAGCAAGCUGGUGACUGAAGCUGCUGCUGGAGAACCUGCUGCAGUGUCGGCUCUGAAUGUGUCACACCAAGAUGCUGGUCUCUUUGGUCUUGUAAUCAGCUGUGAGCCGAAAGUGGCUGGCCGGGUAACUGAAGCAGCUGUUAAGGCCCUGAAGGCUGGUAAUGUCUCAGAGGAGGCAGUUAAGCGAGGCAAGAACGGCCUGAAGGCUGCUGUUCUUUCAGCCGCUGAGAACACUGGUACUCUGACUCAGGAUAUUGGCCAGCAAGUUCUUCUGAAAGGAUCUGCAGAUUCUGCUGCUGCUGUGGCAUCUGCUAUUGACUCUGUCAGCUCCAGUGAUGUGAAUAAUGCUGCAAGGAAAGUUGCAAGUGGCAAAUUAUCAAUGGCUGCUUUGGGAGAUAUUGCAAAUGUACCCUUCUUGGAUCAACUCAAGUAGAAUGUAAUGUUCUGUAAAUAAAUUGUAAAUUUUACUUACAUCUUGCUGUCAAGCUUGCACUGGUGCAACAACAUCAAUUUACGUUUGGAAUGAAUGCUGCUUGUAGGUAACAGCUCAUCUUUACAGAUGUGUUAAUAAAAAAUAAAGUAUUCCAAUUUUA